AUGGUAUGCGGGCCUGCAGCGGCCGAGAGGUUUUCGUUCCUGACGCAGUUGGAGUGGCUGGAGCAGAUGGAGCAGGAAAUUGAAGGAGAAGUUGGGGAGUUCUCAACUUCUCUCUCUCAACUGCGCAGCUCGUUCAAUGAGCUCGUGGAGAAGCGGGUGCAGACUUUGAAGCAGGCGGAGCAGCUGAAGCAGGAGCUGAAGCAGGAGCAGCAGCUGCAGCAGCAACUGAAGCAGAAGCAGGAGCAACUGGAAGAGCACCUGGGGGAGGUGAAGCAGAAGCUGAAGUUGCUGAAGCAGGCGCAGGAGGCGGAGGAGGCGGAGGAGGCGGAGGAGGAGACGGAGGAGGUGGAGGAAGUGGAGGAGGUGGAGGAGGCGGAGGAGGAGACGGAGGAGGUGGAGGAGGUGGAGGAGGUGGAGGAGGCGGAGGAGACGGAGGAGGUGGAGGAGGUGGAGGAGGUGGAGGAGGCGGAGGAGGAGGCGGAGGAGGAGGCGGAGGAGGCGGAGGAGGAGGCAGAGGAGGUUUCGACUUCUCUCCCUCACCCACGCAGCUUGUUCAAUGAGCUGAUGGGGCUGCUGGAAAAGCAAGUGCAACUCGAGCAGCCGGAGCACCUGCAGCAGCUGGAGAAGCUGGAGAUGCGUUUGAAUGGAAGCAACCAGGAGCUCCCAGUUCCCUUAGUGUUUCUCCCUCGCCUGCGCAGCUUGCUGAUAGAGGCGCCUGGGAUUCGCAGACUCCCGGGAAACCUGGCAGCAGCGUUGCCGGAGCUGCGGCAACUGGAUCUUCGUUCUUGGUCACCGCAGGAGCUGCCGGGGAGCAUAUGCGAGCUCACCAAGCUGACGUCACUACUGAUCAACGCACGGCGGCUGGUGGCGCUACCUCAAGGCAUAAGCUCCCUGGAUCGACUGCGCAAACUGGAGUUGUUUUAUUGCAAGGCCUUGCAGCACCUCCCGGAGUGUCUCACCCAGCUGCACCAGCUGGUUCUCGAAGGCACCUCCAUCCCUUCCCUUCCUGCGAAUCUGGUGGGUGGGGCACACAUGGUGCAGGUGGGUGGGGCACACAUGGUGCAGGUGGGUGGGGCACACAUGGUGCAGGUGGGUGGGGCACACAUGGUGCAGGUGGGUGGGGCACACAUGGUGCAGGUGGGUGGGGCACACAUGGUGCAGGUGGGUGGGGCACACAUGGUGCAGGUGGGUGGGGCACGCAUGGUGCAGGUGGGUGGGGCACACAUGGUGCAGGUGGGUGGGGCACACAUGGUGCAGGUGGGUGGGGCACACAUGGUGCAGGUGGGUGGGGCACACAUGGUGCAGGUGGGUGGGGCACACAUGGUGCAGGUGGGUGGGGCACACAUGGGGCAGGUGGGUGGGGCACACAUGGUGCAGGUGGGUGGGGCACACAUGGUGCAGGUGGGUGGGGCACGCAUGGUGCAGGUGGGUGGGGCACGCAUGGAUUAUUUUCUUUUAGGCGACUCUGUAGCAGUGUGCUCUGCCAGUUCUUACCAUUCAUUUCCCCCUCUUUCCCACUAUCCCCACAUUCCCACUUUCCCAUCUUCCCAUCUUCCCAUCUUCCCACCUUCCCGCUUUCCCACCUUCCCGCCUUCCCACCUUCCCGCCUUCCUGCCUUCCCACCCACCUGCCAUCAUUUCUCCCUCGCUGCAGGGCCGAUACACCAAGUGCACGGCCAAGAUCGCCACUCUCAUCACAGGUUUCCUGAAUGGCAGUCUGCUGCUGCUGCUCACCAAGAGUGGUGGCACGUUCCUCCCCCCUGAUAUUUGA
Molecule: messenger RNA, 1770 nt
Organism: Closterium sp. Naga37s-1
Lineage: Eukaryota; Viridiplantae; Streptophyta; Zygnematophyceae; Desmidiales; Closteriaceae
Source: the annotation of a GenBank genome assembly